This is a messenger RNA of Pipistrellus nathusii (Nathusius's pipistrelle), 282 nucleotides long. The record is from the annotation of a GenBank genome assembly. NCBI's taxonomy places the organism in Eukaryota, Metazoa, Chordata, Mammalia, Chiroptera, Vespertilionidae.
AUGGAUUCUUCUUCGAAUUCCUCGGCAGCGGAUUUGGGCUCAGUGCAGCAUUCCAUCAAGGUGGCGACUGAGAAGCAGCGCUUCCAGCAGCUGGUGCACCAGGUGACGGAACAUUGUUGGGAGAAGUGCAUGGACAAGCCUAAGCGAAAGUUGGACAGUCGGGCUAAGGCCUGUUUUGUGAACUGUGUUGAACGCUUCAUUGAUACAAGCCAAUUCAUCUUGAAUCGAUGGGAACAGACCCAGAAACCCAAGCCAGUCUUCUCAGAAAGCCUUUCUGACUGA